This is a messenger RNA of Caenorhabditis briggsae, 567 nucleotides long. NCBI's taxonomy places the organism in Eukaryota, Metazoa, Nematoda, Chromadorea, Rhabditida, Rhabditidae. The coding region runs from base 1 to 567 and encodes 188 amino acids. The record is from RefSeq and is a predicted model, not a curated record. The transcript is spliced from 3 exons.
AUGAGCAAGCUGCUAGUGAUUGUUGUGGACAUUUUUCGGAAAGCUUCGAGACGCUUCCGAGAAGAUGGUCAACAAGAAAAUCCCUCCACCUCGACCAACACUCCAUCCACAUCCAAUCCCAUCACCACCCCUGAACAUCCCAUAUUCUCGUCUUAUCAGUUCUUCCAAGUUGACGAGUCACCCUUUAAUGAAGAGGAAGCUACUCCAUGGGAUGUUCAGGAGGUUCUCCAGAAGAAUAAGCCAGCCGGUGAGGAUUCAGAAGAAGGCCAACGUCGUCUGGGACCACCCAGCUACAUCCAGGGAAGCAGAUCGUCCGGAGAUUCCACAUCGAACUUCUCGAUGUGGUUCCAUAGAAUCGAACCAAAGGACCGGUUCCAAUGGAGUGGAAGGCUGGAAUAUACCGAUGAUUUGAUGGAUUACGAAUUUGAAAAAAUUGAGAAGGAAUGGACUGAGAAGAAGGAGUAUGCCAUGAGAAGAGCUGAAAAUCUGGCCCAACUCGAAGCCAAACGCGAGAAGAAGAUAAAAGAGACGCUCACCAGGCAGCUGAAAUCUAUGAAAAUCCACUAA